AUGGAUAGGACAAUGAUGUCAGCGGUAACAAUGCAGCAGGUGAGGAGCAGAGCACCACAUGGUGCAUUUACACUUUCCUUCUUCAUUGCUUCCCCAGUGGAGCGUAUGAAAGCUGAAGCUGCGCAGGCUACAGCAAAAAUACAGGAGGAAAUGCAACAGAAGAUUGAACAGUUGCUGCAAGAGAAAGAGAAGAGCCAUGAGGAGCACAGCAAACAGUUGACUGAGAUGAUGGGGAAGGCACAGGACCAGAAUAAGAAUAUGCAACAGUUGGUUGAACAGUUGGUGCAACAGAAAGGAAAGAGUGAUGAGGACCACAGGAAAAAGUUGACUGAGAAGGUAGAUGAAGCACAGGCCAAGUUGAGAGAGUUGCAGAAGGAGAAAGAACAUUUGCAGAACCAGAUGAAGUGUCUAGAGGAAAAAAUCAAACAUCUGCCUGAGGAGAAAAAGAAGGAAAAUCAUGAAUAUGACCAACUUCGCGAGCAAUAUGAAGACCUAAAGAAGAAAAUAAUACAAAUUGAUGAAGAAUUAAGAAAUAAGCAGGGAAAGUCGUGUGUCAUAAGCUAAAGGCCUAAAGAGUUGUGCCAUCCUGCCAUUUGAAGCAGAGCUGAAUAUGGUAUUGAAUUGGGCUCAAGGGUGACUCUUGUUGAAUAUAGUGUGCAAAAUAUUCAGCACAAUCUUUGAAAUUAUAUUUAUCUUAUCUUAUAUUAAGUUUGUUCAUCUAGGAUUCCAUUGACAUCUUUACCACAGAGGAGAUACCAACAGCGCUACUCAGAAAGAAGUACCUUUUUAAGAUGAUCUCAAGGAUACACAUGGACACUUAUCACAUUCUGAACCAUUGGCACGAAACUAGGAACCAAGUUAUGCAGGACUGUGAUGGGUCAGAAAUAGCCAGCCUCAUUCCUUACAAUGUAAAAUUAUCUAUUAUAUCAAAAGUGUUCAACCUUUCUGCAAUGGCAUGAUUUGUGGACACUGGUGAUGGGUAACCCAAUCAACACAAUCUAUUGUAAAUCAAGACACCUGCAUCGAAAUCUAGAGUACCCAUAUAUAAUAUCUACACAAAAAUGGAAGAAAACAUUAGCACAGCAAGAAGCUGAAUCACAGGUCCAUGGACCAAAGAAGGAAAUGUUUCAGUUCAUGUAGAUUGACACUGUAAUGGGACAUUUCUAAGUUUUAACUGUUGACAGUGAUUAUGUACUAACAUGAUAAAAUCAGCAUAAUGUAGAAUACUAACGUUAAAGAUGGACUUUAAAUGAUGGUGUGUAAUCUCUUGGUAUCAAAGCUGUCUUAAUGAUUCAUCUGUAAACAUUAACUUACACUGCUCUUUUACUAUGAUUAGCAGCUGUGUUUGAAAUCCUGUUGAUUUUUACCAAAGAAGAAUAAAGAUUAUUUUCCUAUAUUUUUAACCAGCUCUUAGUACUAAGGAAUAUAUCUAAAAAAAUCACAACUGCCAGAAAUGUAAAGUAAGUGGCUAACAGAUUUUAAAGGGAUUUAGAAUUUUGGGGGGUAUGGUUCAGUGAGUAAAAUGUUUGCUGUGCAAUCAUGAGGAUGUAAAUUCAGAUCUCAUAACCUACAGAGCAAACCAGACAUUGUGGUAGACAAAUGUAAGUUGGGGCAAGGGUACACAUGGUCACUGGGGUCUUCUAGUCAGUCAGCACAGUCGACA
Messenger RNA from Cricetulus griseus (Chinese hamster), 1663 nucleotides. Lineage: Eukaryota; Metazoa; Chordata; Mammalia; Rodentia; Cricetidae. The record is from RefSeq and is a predicted model, not a curated record.